CUCAGCCAUCAUCAUCAUCUCCCCUCAGCUUUGCACAGUUGGGAAAUUCGGCAGUUUCAUGAGAGCUUCUCAGAAAGGCCCAAUUUGUUUUUGCACCACGUUCUCCUCCUCCCUCUCCCUGCGCGCUUCCGUAUCUCAUACUUCAAUAAUUCACGGCGCCUCCUCUCGCCGCCUUUCACCUCCGCAAACGCAGAUCUGUGGAUUUGUUCUCUAGAAGUUUAUGCCACCCCCGUUCCGGAAAAUUAGGUGAUCAUCGACCGGAAUUAAUCGGGGGGCAUUAUGGCAACGCUGAAGUCGUCUAGGUCCAGAACGCAUGCGGCCUCGACGCCGGCGAAAGGAGGCGGCAGGGACGCCGGCGUUAAGCUGGAGGAGAAGCUUACUGUCUUUAAAUCCGACAGUUUUGACGCCGACGGCUUUGUCCAAUCCAAGUGCCAUUCUAUGAAUGAAAAGGAGAUUAGGCAGUUAUGCUCCUCACUGAUGGAUCUGAAAAAAGCUUCUGCGGAGGAAAUGCGCAGAAGUGUUUAUGCUAACUAUACAGCUUUCAUUCGCACAUCAAAAGAGAUUUCAGAUCUCGAGGGUGAACUUUCAUCAAUGAGAAAGCUGCUAUCUACUCAGUCUACUUUAAUCAAUUAUUUAGCUGAAGGAGUCCAUGUUAAUUCUUAUAGACUACGAUCAGGACUAUUACGAGUCUUAUUGUUUCUGCAAACUGCCAUUACGGAACGUAGGAAAAAAUUAGCCGACCAGCUUGCUGACAUUGCCUCCCAAACUUCAACUCGUGGUACAGAGCUUCGUGCUGCUAUUUCAGCUCUCAAGAGACUCGGUGAUGGUCCUCGUGCUCAUAGUUUACUCCUCAACGCUCAUCAUCAGAGGUACCAAUACAAUAUGCAAAGUUUUCGUCCCUCAAGCACAACAUAUGGUGGAGCAUAUACUGCGGCACUCUCACAAUUGGUAUUCUCUGCCAUUUCCCAAGCAGCCAGUGAUUCGUUAGCUAUUUUUGGGAAUGAGCCAGCUUAUACAUCGGAGCUUGUAGUGUGGGCCAGCAAGCAAACAGAGGACUUUGCUCUCCUUGUCAAGAGGCAUGCACUCUCAUCAUCUGCAGCUGCUGGGGGCCUUAGGGCCGCUGCAGAAUGUGUUCAAAUAGCUUUUGGACAUUGCACAUUGUUGGAAGCUCGGGGGCUUGCACUUUGCCCGGUGCUGUUGAAGUUAUUUAGGCCAAGUGUUGAGCUAGCAUUGGAAGCUAAUCUGAAACGAAUUGAGGAGAGCACUGCUGCUCUGGCAGCAGCUGAUGAUUGGGAACUUACAAAUCCUCCAAGUUCCAUGCGCCAAACUGCUGCAUAUCAACAUAAGCUUUCAAGUAGUGCACAUCGGUUUCAUUUGAUGGUUCAGGAUUUCUUUGAGGAUGUGGGACCCUUGCUAAGCAUGCAGUUGGGCGGAAAAGCAAUGGAUGGCUUGUUUGAGGUUUUCAACUCUUACAUCAACACACUCAUAAAAGCAUUACCUGGCUCUAUAGAAGAGGAAACCGGCAUCGAUGGUUCAAUGAAUAAAAUUGUUCGAAUUGCUGAGACUGAAGCCCAGCAGAUUGCUUUGCUUGCUAAUGCCUCCUUAUUAGCAGAUGAGCUUUUACCUCGUGCAUCUAUGAAGCUUUAUCCCUUCAAUCAGGCCAAUAACAAGGAUGAACCUCAACGAAGGACUGAUAGACAAAGCCGUUAUCCAGAGCAAAGGGAAUGGAAAAAGCGUCUUGUGAGCGCUGUUGAUAGAUUAAAAGAUAGUUUUUGUCAACAGCAUGCUCUGGAUCUCAUUUUUACUGAGGAAGGUGACAGCUAUCUUACUGCAGAAAUGUACAUAAACCUGGAUAGUAAUGCAGAUGAGAUAGAAUGGUUCCCGUCUCAAAUAUUCCAAGGGCUCUAUGUUAAGCUAAACAGGGUAGCUGCCAUAGCUGCAGAUAUGUUUGUGGGACGAGAAAGGUUUGCAACAUUGUUAUUGAUGAGACUCACAGAAACUGUAAUCUUGUGGCUUUCCCAAGACCAGAGUUUUUGGGAUGAUAUUGAGGAUGGACCAAAACCUUUAGGUCCUAUUGGGCUUCAGCAGUUUUAUUUGGAUAUGACAUUUGUCAAGUGCUUUGCUUCACAAGGACGCUACUUAUCUAGGAAUUUGAACCGCAUCGUCAAUGAGAUCACAGCCAAAGCAUUGUCUGCAUUUUCUUCAACAGGGUUGGAUCCAAAUAGUGUACUCCCAGAAGAUGACUGGUUCAAUGAAAUUUGCCAAGAUGCUAUGGAUAGGCUGAGUGGAAAGCCAAGAGUUGCCAACGGGGAACGAGAUUUAAACAGCCCAACAGCUUCUGUCUCAGCACAGUCGAUAUCCUCUGUGCGAUCUCAUGGGAGUUAUUGAUGUAGUAUAAUCUUUAGACCAUUGUGAAAUGUAGAUGAACAUAUUCAUUGCUUAUAGAUUAGCAGUGCUUUUCAUAGUGACAUAAAAGCUCCAUUCAUUCAUGUGUUCUUGCUCUCAUCUUGCUUGAUCAUAGGACUACUGUUCUGACACAACCCCUGUAAAUGCAUGCUAAUGUGAAAUCCACAUGUCUGGACAAAACUGAUGCAUCAAAUUUCUUUCAAGAAGCUGAGAAAUGCAAUAAAGUCAUUACAAAUAA
Messenger RNA from Cuscuta campestris, 2644 nucleotides. Lineage: Eukaryota; Viridiplantae; Streptophyta; Magnoliopsida; Solanales; Convolvulaceae. The record is from the annotation of a GenBank genome assembly.